This is a messenger RNA of Ceratotherium simum simum (southern white rhinoceros), 1793 nucleotides long. RefSeq names its product dehydrogenase/reductase 3 (gene DHRS3). Gene Ontology annotation, biological process: regulation of retinoic acid receptor signaling pathway; retinoid metabolic process. Gene Ontology annotation, cellular component: lipid droplet. The record is from RefSeq and is a predicted model, not a curated record. NCBI's taxonomy places the organism in Eukaryota, Metazoa, Chordata, Mammalia, Perissodactyla, Rhinocerotidae. Gene Ontology annotation, molecular function: all-trans-retinol dehydrogenase (NAD+) activity.
CUUUGAAACCGCAGGACUGUAGCAGUGUGCGCGCGUGUGGUUGGUGCCUUUUUUUUUUUUUUUUUCCUUCCCCUGCCUAAACUCCUCUGUCAGCCUGUAAACAUUACCUGAGAAUUCCCCAGCCGAAACGGCUGCUGGGGCAAGAAACUUCUCGUUAGAACUUUCCACCUCCAGCUUCCCCUCCACCCCUCUUACUGUCCCAACCUUCUGAGACGCUUUCUCUCCUCCCGAGGAGGGUUUAUCUUUUUUUUUUUUUUUUUUCCUUUUUCUCACCCGGUGUUUUGCGUUUGGGAAGAGGUGAUUUCAAGAGUGGCUAGGUGGGACGCCUCUCUCCCCCUCUUUCGGUUUAUUUAUUAUUGUUUGGGGUGUUUUCUUUUUUAAUUCCUGUUUUGUGUGGUCUGGGGAGUUUCGCUCCCCCUGCCCGGCUCCGCGGCGCGGAGGAUGGUGUGGAAAUGGCUGGGCGCGUUGGUGGUGUUCCCUCUGCAGAUGAUCUAUCUGGUGGCGAAAGCAGCCGUCGGACUGCUGCUGCCCGCCAAGCUGCGGGACCUGUCGCGGGAGAACGUCCUUAUCACCGGCGGCGGGAGAGGCAUCGGGCGCCAGCUCGCUCGCGAGUUCGCAGAACGCGGCGCCAGAAAGAUUGUUCUUUGGGGCCGGACUGAGAAAUGCCUGAAGGAGACAACAGAGGAGAUUCGGCAGAUGGGCACCGAGUGCCACUACUUCAUCUGUGACGUGGGCAACCGGGAGGAGGUGUACCAGACGGCCAAAGCUGUCCGGGAGAAGGUGGGCGACAUCACCAUCCUGGUGAACAACGCCGCUGUGGUCCACGGGAAGAGCCUGAUGGAUAGCGACGAUGACGCCCUCCUCAAGUCCCAGCACAUCAACACCCUGGGCCAAUUCUGGACCACCAAGGCCUUCUUGCCGCGCAUGCUGGAGCUGCAGAACGGCCACAUCGUGUGUCUCAACUCCGUGCUGGCGCUGUCCGCCAUCCCCGGCGCCAUCGACUACUGCACGUCCAAAGCCUCGGCCUUCGCCUUCAUGGAGAGCCUGACGCUGGGCCUGCUGGACUGUCCGGGCGUCAGCGCCACCACCGUGCUGCCCUUCCACACCAGCACCGAGAUGUUCCAGGGCAUGAGGGUCAGGUUCCCCAACCUCUUCCCCCCACUGAAGCCAGAGACGGUGGCCCGGAGGACGGUGGAAGCUGUGCAGCUCAAUCAGGCCCUCCUCCUGCUCCCAUGGACGAUGCACGCCCUCAUUAUCUUGAAGAGCAUACUCCCACAGGCUGCGCUCGAGGAGAUCUACAAAUUCUCAGGAACCUACACCUGCAUGAACACUUUCAAAGGGCGGACAUAAAGGCAGGACACAGAGACGCUCGAAAGCCACAGAACCUGAGGGGGCCGUGGCACCCAGGCACACACCCCCGCGCCUGUCCCUUGGCACACUUCUGCUGGGUGAGCAGGACUGCUCCUGUCUGGGGAAGAAUCCAGCUGCCCCCACCACCCCACCCUCCCAGCCCCAGGACCUUUGUGCAGGACUGAUGGGCAUAACUCUGACCCCCAUGGGGAGGCAAGAAACCAGCCAGCAGCCGCCUUGACACUUUUGUACAUUUCUAAUUCUGUAGAGUUUAUUGUUAAAUUGCUUCUCAAGUCUAACCAGCCUCAGCAGCGUGCAUAGACUAUUUCCGGGAGGGUCUGUGCCCAGAUGCUCCUCCUUUCCCUCCAAAAUCCACACAUCCUCAGCUUGUGCAAACCGGUUGAACGGCAGGAAUGAAAAAUAAAGAGAGAUGGCUUUUGCGA